Messenger RNA from Manis javanica (Malayan pangolin), 2254 nucleotides. The record is from RefSeq and is a predicted model, not a curated record. NCBI's taxonomy places the organism in Eukaryota, Metazoa, Chordata, Mammalia, Pholidota, Manidae.
CCCCUGCUCACAGCCCAGGACGGGGGCGGGCGCUGGGUAGGCGCGGCUCCCGAGAGGGUGAACGGCCCAGCCGCCGGCACCGGCUUCCGCUUUACUCCAGAUACAGCAGGCGGCAGGCACUGCGGCGGGUCUCUGGGGAGGCUGCCGGGGCCCUCGCGUGCCCUCGCAGUUUACCCUUCGGGCGCCUUCUCCGCGAUCCCGCCGACUCCGGCUUUGACCGCGGGGGCGCGCGCCGCGUUGCCGUAGAAACGCCGGGGCCCUGGCCGGCGCGGGGGCGCGCGGGGCGGACGCUCGGGCUCCGGGCGGCGGCGACAGCGGCUGGCGCCCUAACGCUCGCUCGGCCGGCGCGGAGCACGUCGUUGGGCCCCAGCCUGGGGUCCCCAGCCGUGCGUGAGGCAAGAUGUGGAGGCGCAGCUUGGAAAACCGGGAUGUCCAAACCAGACAACUGCAAGAUGCCGUCACAAAUGUGGAGAAGCAUUUUGGAGAGCUGUGCCAAAUCUUUGCUGCUUAUGUGCGGAAAACUGCCAGACUGCGAGACAAAGCAGACCUCCUGGUAAAUGAAAUCAACAUGUAUGCUUCUACAGAGACCCCAAAUUUAAAGCAGGGCCUGAAAAACUUUGCUGACGAGUUUGCCAAACUUCAGGAUUAUCGACAAGCAGAGGUUGAAAGACUUGAAGCCAAAGUAGUUGAACCUUUGAAAGCUUAUGGAGCCAUUGUAAAAAUGAAACGUGAUGACCUCAAAGCAGCAUUAACAGCAAAGAAUCGAGAAGCUAAACAAUUAACUCAGUUAGAAAGAACACGUCAGCGAAACCCAUCUGAUCGAUAUGUUAUUUCACAGGCAGAAACCGAACUACAGAGAGCUACAAUGGAUGCUACACGAACAACUCGUCAUCUAGAGGAAACUAUUGACAAUUUUGAAAAGCAGAAAAUAAAGGAUAUAAAGACUGUAUUUUCAGAAUUUAUCACUAUCGAAAUGUUAUUUCAUGGCAAAGCUUUAGAGGUCUUCACUGCUGCCUAUCAAAAUAUACAAAAGAUUGAUGAAGAAGAAGAUUUAGAGGUUUUCCGAAAUUCUCUGUAUCCACCAGAUUAUUCAUCUCGUUUAGAUAUCGUAAGAGCAAAUUCAAAAUCACCUCUUCAGAGAUCACUGUCAGCCGCCAAGUGUGAAUCUGGAAUAGGACAGGUAUCCACCUGUCGACUAAGAAAGGAUCAUCAAGCAGAAGAUGAUGAUGAAGAGGAUGAAGACUUAGAUGUUACAGAAGAAAAUUAAUUUUCUUAAGUAAACUUCACAUUUUCAUUUUCAGCUUAAAUGAUCUGGAAUCCAGAAUUACUAAAUUCUAAAACAUUAUAUUGACUUGAUAUGUUAAACCUAUAAAUGAAAUCCCACUGAAAAUAGAAAAUAAAGGUAAUUUAUUCUGAGCAAAAAUGAAGGUGUUAAAAAAUACUACAAAACCAGUCAUUUCAACAUCCUAUCUAGCAUUAUAUAAUCUUUUUGUAUUGGUUCCUUUUUUAAAUUUUGUUUCAAAAGUAUUUCAUGUUACUGUACUAAUGCCUAGUGGAGGUUUCAAUAUAAUUAGGUGAGAAAGAAAAAAAAUAACAAUUCCACUCAUGGUUAAGAUACAAUGUUUUAUCAGGAAAGGGUCCUAGGUAGUUCUGAUUAAAUAGAAAUUCUGUUCUACAAAGCCUUUAUCAAAAAAGCAAAGUUUUUUUCCUUUCCUUUUUUUUCCCCCACUGUUAGAACAACUUUAAAUUUCAUUUGACAAAUAAAUUUACUUUUCAACAAGAGGGUAAUUACUCUUGAUUAAAGAUAAUGGAACACUAAGAUAUCAGUUUUUUACAACUAUACAUAAAACAAAUUUUAGCUUUAAAAAAAAGCAACAUUCAACAUUCAGCCCAAUUCUGGUUUUAAAAUGAAAAUUCUGUCAUAAUAAAGCAUUAUACGUGGUACUACAAUUUUGGAAAGCUCUAAUUUGGUGGAAUGUUGCCUAAGGUGGGAAACCAUGAAUCAUUAACAAUUGUAUAAUAACUUUACCAAACUACCAUCUAAUUAUAAUUAAUAAGAGUAUAUAGUUACUUUUAUUUCUGAAAAUAUGGAACAAUCAGAGCCUUCAGUGUGUGUCUGAUACUUUUUUUAUGUGGGUGGGGAAUUGUACUUUUGUUAUUUCAUGGACCCCAGUCAGGCACAUAAAAAUUUCUAAAACUUAUAAAAUAAAAGCAGUUAAUCAUAACAGAAAAAUAAAGACUUUCUCCAAAACUU